GCGAUGGGUGCAUUGGCGGGCUAAACAUAUGGGCCACCACACAUUUUAGUGCUCCGUAAAUUUCACUGAAGUACUUUCUAGCAUGGGUACUGUUCUUUCAGAAUACAUACAGAAAGGAUAAGAACCACUGCGAGUGUUUGAGGUUUAAACAGACACCCUGAAGAGAAACAUGGCACACAUAACAAUUAACCAGUACCUACAACAGGUGGUGGAGGCUAUCGAAACACGUGAUGGGGCAUUCUGUGCAGAACUGCUGUCUUUUAAACACCCACAUGUAGCCAAUCCAAGGCUUCAGCUUUCAACUCCAGAGGAAAAAUGCCAGCAGGUGCUUGAACCGCCAUAUGAUGAGAUGGUAGCUGCUCACUUGAGGUGCGUAUAUGCGGUCUCCAAUCAUGAUUUUGUGGAUGCUUACAAAUGUCAGACUGUGGUAGUCCAAUCAUUUCUGAAGGCUUUCCAAGCUCACAAAGAAGAAAACUGGGCGUUGCCAAUGAUGUUUGCCGUUGCAUUGGACUUACGGAUAUUUGCCAACAAUGCUGAACAGCAGCUGCUGAAGAAAAGCAAAGGAAAGCUGGGAGACAUGCUGGAGAAAGCUGCUGAACAGUUGAUGAGCUGCUUCAGAGUGUGUGCCAGUGACAACCGUGCUGGCAUUGAUGACUCUAAGAAGUGGGGCAUGCUCUUCCUCAUCAACCAGCUCUUCAAGAUCUACUUCAAGAUCAGUAAGCUGCACUUGUGCAAACCUCUUAUUCGGGCGAUUGACAGCUCCAACCUUAAGGAUGAAUACAGCAUGGCACAGAGGAUCACCUACAAAUACUACGUUGGAAGGAAGGCCAUGUUCGACAGCGACUUCAAGCUUGCGGAGGGUUAUUUGUCUUUUGCCUUUCAACACUGCCAUCGGUCCUGUCAGAGAAACAAAAGAUUGAUCCUCAUCUAUCUACUUCCUGUCAAGAUGCUCUUGGGUCACAUGCCAACGCACUCACUCCUGCAGAAGUAUGACCUUAUGCAGUUCACAGACGUCACCAAAGCUGUUGGUGAGGGAAACCUGUUGCUGCUGAAUGAGGCGCUCACCAAACACGAGACCUUCUUCAUCCGGUGUGGCAUCUUCCUUAUCCUUGAGAAGCUGAAGAUCAUCACCUACAGAAACCUCUUCAAAAAAGUGUACCAUCUCCUGAGAACUCACCAGCUUCCCCUAGAUGCGUUUCUUGUGGCUCUCAAGAUGAUGCAGGUGGAGGAGGUCGAUAUCGAUGAGGUGCAGUGCAUCCUGGCCAAUCUCAUCUACAUGGGUCACAUCAAAGGCUACAUCUCUCAUCAGCAUCAGAAACUUGUCGUCAGUAAACAAAACCCCUUCCCUGCUCUAUCUACUGUGUCCUGAAGAACUGAUGAUGCAGUCCUGUUGACUCAUUCCCUUCUUUUUUACUGGAUUUUACUGAUGUCAUUGAAUUAAUUUGUACUGUAUCUAAAAUACCCCC
This is a messenger RNA of Alosa alosa (allis shad), 1466 nucleotides long. RefSeq names its product PCI domain containing 2 (gene pcid2). NCBI's taxonomy places the organism in Eukaryota, Metazoa, Chordata, Actinopteri, Clupeiformes, Clupeidae. Gene Ontology annotation, molecular function: RNA binding; double-stranded DNA binding. Gene Ontology annotation, cellular component: transcription export complex 2. The transcript is spliced from 15 exons. The record is from RefSeq and is a predicted model, not a curated record. Gene Ontology annotation, biological process: transcription elongation by RNA polymerase II; poly(A)+ mRNA export from nucleus; post-transcriptional tethering of RNA polymerase II gene DNA at nuclear periphery. The coding region runs from base 170 to 1369 and encodes 399 amino acids.